Molecule: messenger RNA, 1698 nt
Organism: Aspergillus novofumigatus IBT 16806
Lineage: Eukaryota; Fungi; Ascomycota; Eurotiomycetes; Eurotiales; Aspergillaceae
Product: cytochrome P450
Exons: 3
Coding region: 1-1515 (504 amino acids)
Molecular function (GO): oxidoreductase activity, acting on paired donors, with incorporation or reduction of molecular oxygen, reduced flavin or flavoprotein as one donor, and incorporation of one atom of oxygen; iron ion binding; heme binding
Source: RefSeq, a predicted model, not a curated record
AUGUUUACUGCACCUCUCUCCAUCGCAAUCCUUUCCAUUACUCUCUUGUACUGGGUUGUCCGCGUCUACCUCAAUUACCUCCGCUAUGAACGUACCGCUGCGCAAUUUGGCUGUCCGCCGCUUAAGCGCUACCCUGGUUGGGACAGAAUCCUGGGCCUUGACUACGUCUACGCUAUGUUCAAGGCGCUCAAAGAAGACCGCUUUCUCGAGUUCCAGACCGAGACCUAUUCCGCCCGUGGCUCCAAAGUCUGGACGGCCAACUUCAUGGGCAACCGCAUGGUCUACAGCUCUGAGCCCGAAAAUAUGAAAGCUAUGUCAACGUUGCAAAGGGACUGUUUUGCCGUUGAGCCGAUCCGCGUUGCGAACGGCGCAAUAACACCAUUCACAGGCCGUGGAGUCAGCUCAUCCGAUGGUGCGAAGUGGCAAUCUUCACGUGACUUGGUCAAGCCGUACUUCGAGCGUGUAGGCUUUUCCAAUCUCGAGCGCCUUAGUCGACACGUUGAUCGCUUGCUGAGCAAAAUUCCGACUGAUGGGUCAACAGUGGAUAUGCAACCAUUGUUCCAGCGGUGGUUUCUUGAUACAUCGACCGAUUUUCUCUUUGGGGAGACAGUGAACUCACUUGACAACCCAGAACGGGAUUGGCCGCAUAGAGACAUGGUCACCGUUAUGCGCGGGCUGCGCCUUCGGCUGCAGCUGAGCUCGUUCCUAUUUCUGCAUCGUGACAAGGAAUGGUUCGCAGCCUGUAAACGGAUCCACGGCUUCCUUGACGGUUACAUUGACAAGGCUUACAAGCAUUUGGAAUAUGAGAAAAGUGGCAAGCCUGCUACUUACGCAAAUGGGGAGCCUCGAGACGACUUCCUCUGGACGAUUGCCCGUCAGCUGCCUGACAAGCUGGAGCUUCGUACGCAAUUGACCGGUGUCUGGAUCCCAUCCAAUGAGACAACGUCCAUUCUUAUGAGCAAUACGCUAUUCGCCCUAGCAAGGCACCCAGAAGUCGUUGAGAAACUCCGGAAAGAGAUCCUCGACUAUGGAGACAAACCUCUGACAUUUGAAGGCCUAAGAUCCAUAGUCUACCUGAGAUGGACCAUCAAUGAGAGUCACCGUCUUUACCCAGUCAGCCUGCAGACGGUGCGAUCUUGCGUCAAAAACACCACCCUUCCAACAGGCGGUGGCGACGACGGCAAGGCUCCCAUCUUUUGCGCCAAGGGUGAUAUUGUGCACUGCAAUCGGUAUCUCAUGCACCGUGACCCGGAUCUCUGGGGAGCUGAUGCCGAACAAUUUCGUCCCGACAGAUGGGAGAAGGUACGGCCAAUGUGGAACUUCGUGCCAUUUGGUGGCGGCCCUCGAAUUUGCCCAGCCCACAUUAUGGUCGACACCGAGUGCAGCUACACCAUCUUCAGGAUACUACGUCGCUUUAAGGCCAUUGAAGCCAGGGACAGUGAGCCUUACACUGCUGUCAUGCGCGUAGGGCCGUCAAAUAAGAACGGUUGCAGGGUUGCGUUCAUUCCAGCAUGACUGCGGGAGUAGUCUACACGGUACAACAGCCGCUAAUCGAUGCAUAUCUCAAACCAUCGUUUUAACUCUCAUCCAUUUGAUGAGUUCGUGUCCAGUGAUUCCAUGGAUUCGCAAAGCCUACCUGCAAUAAGGAAGCUGAGGGAUUUAACGCAGGACCAUCAUUAGAUGUAUAGACUUUACUGG